Messenger RNA from Opisthorchis viverrini, 807 nucleotides. RefSeq lists its product as hypothetical. Lineage: Eukaryota; Metazoa; Platyhelminthes; Trematoda; Opisthorchiida; Opisthorchiidae. Bases 1 to 807 code for a protein of 268 amino acids. The record is from RefSeq and is a predicted model, not a curated record. The transcript has a single exon.
AUGGUCAAUUGGGAUCGAGAUUCUGCGGAAUUUCGACGAUCUCUUGCUGCUAUUCGCACGCAACCUGUAUCGCACUUGUGUCCAAAGCAACAGUCAGUCAUCACUGAUCCUAUAGUAACUGCAGCCGAAGCGCGUAACUUGAAGAUCUCGCGAUCCGCACCCUCAGAACUUGCUGAUGCACCCUCACAGAUGAAUUCACGUAGUUUAUUUAGCGGUGACCGGCAGUCAGGUGCGAAGAAAUCUGCCGCUCCUACGGGAUCGGAAGUUAACCUCGAACGUAAAACCACGAGUUCAACUCAUACAUUUAGCAGGCAACGGGAGAAACACCCGAGACCAAAUGAACCUGGUAAACGGAAGGGUUCGAUCCCUCACACAGCAAAUCCCGUAUUCGCUCCCGAAACGAAUCGUCCAUCAUCGACGCUGACGACACACAGCAUUCAAAAUGAAAAUCACCGUUCUGAAGGUGCUCAGCCUUAUUCCAGGAGCGAGGGAAACGCUGGAAAUGGUAGAAGACCAGAUGAAGUGCUUAAUGACCGACUGAGGUAUACUCAAUGGUUAAGUAGUCCUCAGGCAGCGCAAUGGUACAACCCAAACAUGAGGGCGGCAACAGAUCUCCAAAGCACAGAAGAACGCCGACAACAAAGACGCCGCGAACGACGGCUAUGGAGGCGCAAACAAAAAGAGGCACAGUUGAAUCACCAAGCUGGGCAAACGGGUGCGCACCAUAGCGAGCUUAAGUCCAAUCUAAGGCAACAACCUAUCAACCCUUAUGGAAAUGAGGACCGCAGUCCUUCAUACUGGCCUUAG